AUGGCGCAGUUCCCAACGAAGAUGGCGGAGAUCUACGGGCGAAUCAUGGGCGACGUGAUGGAAGAGUCAAGGAACAAGUUCAUAGGACAAGGAAUGGACACCAACGUGCUUUCUGAGCUCCAAAGGCUAUGGACUGAGAAGCUCAAUGCGUAUGGAACACAUGUUCGAACAGAUCUUGCCGGGGGCAGCAUGCUGGGAGGGUAUGUCGCCGCCUGCCCUCCUCUUAUGCAGCAUGAUGCUCAGGGCUACCCGCUGGACAUGCGGAGAGACACAGGCUUCCCGCAGACUGAUGGAGCAGACACAAGCCUGCAAAUCUUUUCAGAAAGCGCUGAGGAUGAAUCAAGUGAGGAGGGGGGGGCAAAGACGGGCAAGAGCUCGAGUGCAACGCGAGAUCUGAAGGCUUGUACGAUUGUCAUUGAACAAACGGACGGGGCUGGGUCAAGCCCGAUCAAGCGUCGACGGGUUGGCGAGGAUGGAGAAUCUGAUGGCGACGAUGACGAGGAGGAGGAGGGGGAUGAGGGGGCGAAUGAAGAAGAGGAGCUGGGGUCUGAGGACGAUGACGAUGACGAAGAAGAUGAUGUGGCGAACUCGACUCACAAUCUAAUACUGUGUCAGUAUGAGAAGGUGAGUCGGACAAAGAACAAAUGGAAGGCACAACUCAAGUUUGGUGUGAUGACACUGGCGAUCAAUGAUGGCGGGCGUGAUUUUGUGUUCAAGAAGGGAAAUUCUGAUAUGAAUUUUUCAAGCUAA
This is a messenger RNA of Guillardia theta CCMP2712, 750 nucleotides long. RefSeq lists its product as hypothetical. Bases 1 to 750 code for a protein of 249 amino acids. NCBI's taxonomy places the organism in Eukaryota, Cryptophyceae, Pyrenomonadales, Geminigeraceae. The transcript has 6 exons. Gene Ontology annotation, biological process: transcription by RNA polymerase II; transcription initiation at RNA polymerase II promoter. The record is from RefSeq and is a predicted model, not a curated record. Gene Ontology annotation, cellular component: transcription factor TFIIA complex.